AAACUUGCCAACAGAGUUGUUGAACGCACAUAAAUAUAUUCUGCGCACGCUUAUAAAGACAGCAUUUCGCUCGGAGGUGGCUUGAUCGCACGUCGUUAGAUGUUUUAUAACGUGUAAAAGUAAUUUUUUAGCCUCGUUUCAUUAAUUUCAAUCAAACAUGUUAAUUAAAUUGGGUGUGAUAUUUGCAGUGUUGUAUGUUGGCACGUGCAACACGUCGCAUCACGAAUGGGAACUAGCUGUAGUGAUAAACGACCAAAUCGAAUUGUUAAAUUCAAACGGAACCGUGGUGGGGUCCAGAACACCGGAACAAUUUAGCAAAUUGAAAGCCUUAACAUUUGACAACGUACGACAUCAGUUCGUUGUCAGCGAUGUUGAUCCCUUCAACAACAACGACACAAUUUUUUCCGUCGAAUUGACCAACAAAACACAACCAACUGCCAUUGUCGAAGAUCUCACCGAUGAUGUUCUGGGCUUAGCCAUAGAUCCCAUAACUUACACGUUAUAUUGGACUGAUACAAAAAACAGGUCAAUAAACUAUGCGAAUCUAAAUAAUUCCAAUUAUGAGCACGAUAUACUUCUCAAAUUUCAAAAUGAAAAUCCUCACGGUAUCGCCAUCGAUAUAUGUAAACGUUACAUAUACUGGACAAACGCAAACUCGGACAAUCCCACCAUAGAACGGGCAAAAAUCGACGGAACAGAACGUGAAGUGCUGAUAAAGGACGACCUGUUCCAGCCCGUAGGUCUGGCCAUAGAUUACCACAGUCAACGUCUCUUUUGGGCCGAUAGGAGGGAAGGCAUCUACUACAGAAUCGAAAGUACAAAUUUACAAGGCAAAGAAAGAGAGGUGGUUUACGAAGGUACAUACGGAACCCCAUUUGGUAUCGCCGUGGAUAAAAACGCUAUUUAUUGGACGGACACGGACAACAAAGCCAUUUGGAAAAUCGCCAAGCUUAUAAAGAUUCCGGAGAAAUUUAUGGAAUUCAGCAACACACCCCAAGGAAUAAUCGCCAAGAACAUCGAAAUCUUCAAGGAGCCGGACUGCAGAAAUUUGGCAGAGGUGGAGAAGAGUUACAGCCAAGCACCGGAAGUCAUUGAAAAUUAUGAGGAACCAAUUCCGUCCGUUCCGACGUGCCUGAACGGUGGCCAACUCACAGAACAGGGAUGCAAGUGUAGCAGAGGCUUCACCGGCCAAAACUGCGAGAUAGCCUUGUGUCACAACUACUGUUUGCAUGGAACGUGCCACGUGUCGUUCAAGGGACACCUGGAAUGUCGGUGUCGUCCUGGAUAUCAGGGGCAAAGGUGUGAACGCGAUAUUUGCGAUGGGUAUUGCUUGAAUGGAGGAGAGUGUGAUCAUGAAACUGACACACCUAAAUGUAAUUGUUUGGAGGGAUAUAAAGGAGACAGAUGCGAGAUCGGAGUUCCGGACAGCGUUUGCGUGGAGUACUGUAAUAACAAGAGAGAUGGAGGCGCUACAUUAGAUAACCUAGAGUAUUCUUGCAGUUGUGGCUCAGUUGGUCAAAACAUAACGGCUGCGGGCCUCUUAGCCGACCCACCUUGCCAAGAGGAAGGUUUCAUUGCCAAGCUGGCGGACCCAUGGUUGAUGGUUAUGUUCAUAUGGACAAUAAUCUCCCCCUUCGUCUUCGUUAUUUUCGUUCUUUACAUGUUCUGCCGCUUCAACAAGACAAAACCGAGGAUUAAAAAGCGCAUUAUCGUCAACAAGAACGUCCAACCCCUCACUUAUCGCCCACAAGCUACUGAACAAUGUGAAAUUACAAUCGAAAACUGUUGCAACAUGAAUGUUUGCGAAACGCCUUGUUUUGAGCCAAGAAGUUUCCAGAAGGACGAUAAGAAAAAGUUGUUGUCUAACAUGGAGAACGGCGAUUACUAACAAAAACUAAAAAUAUCUAUCUAUAUUAGAUAGAGGCUGUGACUGAGUAUUAAGUAUUAAAUUGUUAAGUUUGAAUAUUUAUAUAAAGCAAGCUCCUAAGUACCUUAACAUGAAAAUGUGUUCAGGGUUAGUGUCCAACCAAAAAAAAAAUACACUGAACUAACACUGCGUGUGGGUAACAGUGUAACAGAGCAUCUAUUUUACUACCAAAUAAUUUGUUUUGGUGCAAUUAAAGACAGUCCUGGAUGUUUUAUUAUCAUUAACAAGGGACAUUCCAAAAACCAUGACUUAAGAUCCAAAAGAGAAUUGACAAAAUGAAAAAUAUUUCCAUUUUUCUUUCUAGAUUCAUCAGUUCCUAAAUAGCUAUAAAAAAAUGAACAAAUUUUUUUAAUUCUGUCAAUUCGUAUUUUCGAUCGAAUGUUCUCGUAAUCAUACCAUAAGCUUAUAGUUUGUUGAGGUAUUAAUUUAAAUCUUCCUUGUACACAUGAAAUGUGAAUUUGUGUAUCUUUUACCAAAAGAUCUGGUCAUUUUGUAAAUUCAUUAUGAUUCAUUAAUUUCCAUCAUAUCAAUUUUACCAAAAAAGACUUACUUAUAUUUUAUUUAUAUUUAUGGCAUAGGGAACUUACAAAGUAGUCACAAACUGUUCUACUACUUAAGCAAUCAUGUUUUAAUAAAAUUAUUAUUUGAACUUAAAUCAUGUGAUAGUUUUGGUUAGAUAAAAACUAUAUGUCUGAUUUUAAUUUAAUUUUUUGUUUUAAUUGAAAUGUCUGUAAUUAUUUACUUUUGUAGUAAGGUUGUGAAGUUUAGGCCAAAAAUUAGAAAUAUUUAUACUGUGCCUAUCAUGUAAAUAAGAAUACAUUGCGGACUCCAAAUUUAAAAUCAUAAAUUCAUUUUGUACAUUGACUUAUAUAAAUUAUAUUUAGUAAGUACUAUGUGGUUUUAAUAUCCACAUCAGAAAUGUGAUAUUAUAAUCUAAGUACCUUUUUAAAUUAUGUAAAAUAAUUUUGUACAAAUAAAAUAUACAAAAUUCAA
Molecule: messenger RNA, 2920 nt
Organism: Aethina tumida (small hive beetle)
Lineage: Eukaryota; Metazoa; Arthropoda; Insecta; Coleoptera; Nitidulidae
Product: protein cueball
Exons: 7
Coding region: 158-1888 (576 amino acids)
Source: RefSeq, a predicted model, not a curated record